Molecule: messenger RNA, 1158 nt
Organism: Diabrotica virgifera virgifera (western corn rootworm)
Lineage: Eukaryota; Metazoa; Arthropoda; Insecta; Coleoptera; Chrysomelidae
Exons: 2
Coding region: 1-1158 (385 amino acids)
Molecular function (GO): protein dimerization activity
Source: RefSeq, a predicted model, not a curated record
AUGAUUCCUGUACUUACACCGUUACACUUACGCUACCCAUCGGUAGAAGUCGCCUUGCGUUGCAUGGAAUUGAAGCAAUCGCGUUUGGUGGGUAUCGAUAAAAGUAAGACCAUAACGGAGGUAUCAACCUAUGAUGAUGAUCGUGAUUCUAUCUUAUUGCCGUUGCCGUCUACUAGUUCUAGUGUUUCCAUUUCAGAUGGCAAUCAAAGUGGAAAAGGUGAGACUGUUAAAAGUGUGGAAAAUUCUGAGACUUCCUCUUUUGAUUGCACUGGUGGAGUCGUUUUUUCUUCUGAUCCAUCAUUGUGGAAAAUAAAUGAUGAACUGCGUGAUCAUGUCGCUGUUCACGGUGUUUACAAAACUGUGACGCGGACUUCAGUACAUCAAAAAGACAGUACUCAGAUACUCAGAAAGUGCGUUAAGUAUGUUUUUAAUUUACGAGAAGAUUUUGACCGGUUAGAAAAUUUAGCGAAGGAAAAAUCUAGCAAGGUCACUUACAAAUAUGAUGAAAGGAGAGAUAAGAAACGAAAAUUAGCAUUUGAUGAGUCUCGAGAUGGUGAAAUAUCAUUUAAUGGACGGGAUGACUUCAAAAUCAAUACGUUUAAUGUAAUUUUGGACAAGUUAAGCACUGAGCUACGUAAACGCGCUGAUAAAUAUAGUGACAUUCAUUCCAUUUUUGGGUUUUUUGAGGACAUUGACUUACAGAGCUCCGAUGUCAUUACGGAAAAAGCUAAUCACCUAGUGAUCUUAUACCCAAAUGAUCUCGAAACAUCAUUAACUGAUGAAUGUUUUUAUCUGCAAGCUUAUUUGGGCCAAUGUGAGUCAUCGCUUUGGGAGAUAACGGGUGACCAAAAAGUGAAAAAAACCUCAAGUAUUUCCGGACUCUAUAAAUUUCUUUAUGAAAAUGGUGCUCUAGAAAUGUGCCCGAACAUUGACAUAGCACUCCGUAUGAUUCUCUCCGCACCUGUCUCAAACUGUUCCGGAGAACGCUCAUUUUCGACCUUGCGACGCGUCAAGAAUUACCUUCGGUCAACAAUGGGAACUGAAAGAUUGACAGCGUUAUCACUUCUUACUAUUGAACAGUGCAUCACCAAAAGAAUUGCGUAUGGAGACCUCAUUGAUGAUUUUGCCCGUCAAAAAGCUAGGCGUAAAGCAAUGUAA